This is a messenger RNA of Labrus bergylta (ballan wrasse), 3642 nucleotides long. RefSeq names its product synapsin IIa (gene syn2a). Gene Ontology annotation, cellular component: synaptic vesicle; synaptic vesicle membrane. The record is from RefSeq and is a predicted model, not a curated record. Lineage: Eukaryota; Metazoa; Chordata; Actinopteri; Labriformes; Labridae. Gene Ontology annotation, biological process: neurotransmitter secretion. Gene Ontology annotation, molecular function: ATP binding.
GAGCUCUGAGGAUGCUCCGCUGAACUGGGAGGGAAUACAUUCGCUUGGAGUUUGCAUUGAGAGCUCAGCCAUUGCCAGCUGUAGAACAGGGACUCCUCUGCAGAAUCAUUUUCCACACCCAGUGCUUGUUGACUCCUCUGCUCUCUCCGCUGCAGCCAUGAAUUAUCUACGCCGGCGUCUCUCGGACAGCACUUUCAUCUCCAACCUGCCCAAUGGCUACAUGACAGACCUCCAGAGGCCCGAGCAAGCUCAGCCUCCUCCACCUGCCACCACCACCCCUGCCAAGUCUCCAACAACUGGACCCUCAUCGCCAGCCACGUCCCCUGCACCCGAGAAAAAACCCCAGCCACCUCAGUCCACCGGAGCUGGUUUCUUUAGCUCCAUCACCAACGUUGUGAAGCAGACAGCUGCCUCAGCAGGGCUGGUGGAGCAGACCCAAGUCACGACACCUAAGAAGUUCAAGAUUCUCCUGGUAAUUGACGAGCCACAACAGGAGUGGGCAAAAUUAUUCCGUGGAAAGAAGGUUCUUGGAGAUUAUGACAUUAAAGUGGAACAGGCUGAAUUCAAUGAGAUCAACGUUGUGGCUCACGCCAAUGGGACCUGCAACGUUAACAUGCAAGUUCUCAGAAAUGGCACCAAGGUGAUGAGGUCGUUCAAGCCAGACUUUGUCCUCAUUCGCCAACAUGCAUUCAGUAUGACCCAAAACGAGGAUUUUCGCAACCUGAUCAUUGGUCUGCAGUAUGGAGGUGUCCCGAGCAUCAACUCCCUCGAGUCCAUCUACAACCUGUGUGACAAGCCUUGGGCGUUUGCCCAGCUAAUCAAUACCCACAGGAAGCUUGGUGCUGAGAAGUUCCCUCUGAUUGAGCAGACAUUUUACCCGAACUACAAGGAGAUGGUAAGCAUGCCAUCGUUCCCCGUUGUAGUGAAGAUCGGACAUGCCCACUCUGGCAUCGGGAAGGUGAAGGUGGACAAUCACAGUAAGUUCCAGGACAUAGCCAGUGUUGUGGCUCUCACGCAGACGUACACCACCACAGAACCUCUUAUUGACUCCAAAUACGACAUCAGAAUCCAGAAGAUUGGCACUGACUAUAAGGCUUACAUGAGAACAUCUAUAUCUGGCAACUGGAAGACCAAUACUGGCUCAGCUAUGCUCGAACAGGUGGCUAUGACUGAAAGGUACAAGCUGUGGGUGGACACUUGCUCAGAGAUUUUUGGGGGUCUGCUCAUUUGUGCAGUCAAAGCUAUCCAUGGGAAAGAUGGCAAAGAUUACAUCACAGAGGUGGUGGGCUCUGCUAUGCCCUUGGUAGGGGAGCACCAGGCCGAGGACAGGCAGCUCAUCGCUGACAUGGUGCUGGCAGAGAUGAACCAAUCAGCAGAGAAGGACACAAAUGCUCCCCAGAGACCCACCACUAUACAGCCGUCCCAGGGAGCUGGCCAGAAGGGAGAGGUUGUCGGUGAACUGACUAAAAACGGCGCCGGACGCCCGCCUCAAGGUUGUCUGCAGUACAUUCUCGACUGUAAUGGCGUCGCAGUGGGUCCAAAACCAGUCCAGGCCAACUGAGUCACCCAGGAGAAAAAGGGGGAGGUCUCAGAGUCAAGGAAACAAAGGUGUACCUUAGCUGGACACAAGCGCAGACAAGUGUAUGGAUGCCAACAGCUAGAAUCAGAUCUGGGUGACGUGAGCUUGGUACAGCUGAGUGCUGGCCUGGACUGUGUUUUUAACUCUAUGCAGUGUCAAAAUGUACUGUCUACUUGUUGACCUGUUGAUUUGUGUGCUUGUAUUGGUCACCUAAGUUUCAGUAGUAGCUGUGUUUUUUUUUUAAUUCUUUGGGGCUGUUGUUGAUGAUGUAAAAGCAGAUCGUGCCUACACUGAGUCCAGUGCUGCUCUGUGCUACUUGUUUGACCCAACUAUGACUCCUUUUUUUUUGGCCCCCUACCCUCUUUCUGUUUUCUAUUUUGGUGUGUACCUUUAGAUAUUGUUCAAACUGUGGACUAUUGUGCAGUUUGAAGUUUGUGUAUAUCUCGAUAGGUAUUCAGUGUGUGAGUGUGUAUGGCUGUAGUGGUGUUUAUUUUCAUACUUAAACUAAUAGAUAUAUUUAUUUUUGUUUGCAUGAUUGAUACAAAGGCAGGUGUAAGUCAGUUGUUAAUGUCUGAUUAGUGGGGAUGUUCAUGUGACAUCCCUGUUUUACUCAAGCUGUGUUCCCUGUGAUCCAUGCAUUGUGAAUGUGUCAUAAGAAAUGCAUAUAAUAUAGGCUCCUAAGGUUACAUUAACUUAUACAUUCAUAACCAUACAUAACCUGCAAACACACAUAGUACACACAUUCAGUUUGUGGCCUUUCUUAAAGUUAUUUUUUUCUCUUAAAUGUUGCCAUGUCACGAGAAACGAGAUUAUUUAGAGUGAUCUUUAGCAAAUACAGAUAUAAUAGAUAAAAUAAGAUUUAACUAAGAUUUUAUCAUAUAGAAUGCUGUUCAGGUGUGCAAACACAACUUAAAUAUAUAUGUAUCGUUUUUAACCAAAGAAUAAAUCUACUUUGAAUCAGUCUUUGCACUCCAGUAACCCGCAUUGUAAAUAUCAACAGGGGAGCUGCAGUAGUCACAUGUGUGUGAUUUCUUCAGAGAACAGUGCUCCAAGGCGGUACUUAUGUUUUCAAAUAGCCUGUCGUAAAUUACACACCAGAGAAAAGACACUGUAUUCCAAAUGUUGUCUUUUUGUGUUUGGUUGUUUGGAAGCAGGCUGGUCGUGAAAAGGUGUAUAAUAUAUCAUUAUUUAUUAUCAUGCCAGACAUAAAGUCCCCCCCCCCCCAUUCCUCCACACUGCCCUCACACUGGAUAUCAGCUAUCGCGGUGGUGUUGCCAUGACUACAAUACAAGUGCUCUGAGUUUUUAGUGUGGACUGUGAUACUGCCAUACAAAGAUUCAACACGUUUACCCAGAUCCCACUCUUCCAGUGAGCUGAUGGAAAGUGCAAUACAAGUCAUUGUUUAGUUUUUUUUAGCUUAUUAAUAAUGUACUUUAUUUUUCAAAUCAGAUCUUCCAUCAAAUUCAUUCAAAAAGCUAUAGUCAUCCGCACAUUGAACUGUUUAAAAAUGUUGUCACACUAACGCCACAAUCACUUUGUUGUCGUCAAGCCGCUUUUGUGAAGGGCCAUUCCCUUUUAUCCCAAAACCCCCAAAAGUAAAUUAGCAUUAGCAAGAUUUUUUCAGCAAGCUCUGUGAAUCGUUCUUUCCCUUCUUGUACAAAGUGCCAUUUUAUCUGUGAGUGUAUCCUUGUUAAAGCCAUGCCUGAGGCUAUAUGGAUGUGUUGUUCUGUUUCAUAGGAAACACGUCAAGAUACUUUAUUUCCCAAAGCGAGGGACAUGCAGAGGUACCCCAGUCUGUAAUAUCUGCAUGAUGUGGUUCAGUGAUGAUGAUUGAAUAUUUGACAAAUUGCGAUGUUUGUUUGCCCAUUGUAUUAAGGUAUAAAGUAUAUGUUCAGACCAACAGGACUGUAACCAUUAAGGGCCAUGAUAACUUAUAUAUAUAUGUACUUUAAAACCGGUGUUAGACUGUUUAAAUUAUGAUCAGAAUACAAUAUCAUGUGGAAAAAAAUCUAUUAUGGAUAUUUCCCCCUGUCACUGGCAAUAAAGCUUACUUUGCAAUAUAA